This is a messenger RNA of Olea europaea var. sylvestris, 3575 nucleotides long. RefSeq names its product probable myosin-binding protein 4. NCBI's taxonomy places the organism in Eukaryota, Viridiplantae, Streptophyta, Magnoliopsida, Lamiales, Oleaceae. The coding region runs from base 548 to 3145 and encodes 865 amino acids. The record is from RefSeq and is a predicted model, not a curated record. Gene Ontology annotation, molecular function: myosin binding. The transcript has 3 exons.
UAGUAUGUAUGCAUACCUGAUACCAGUGCAUGAAUACAUAAUGCAAUUCUUUUAAUUUCAUGUUUUCGUUUUGCAAUGUUGUCCGGCUAAUGUUUGGAAUAUACAUUCUGGUCGAUCCUCCCCUAUUUCUAUAUUUCCGCAAUUAUGAUGAAAUAAAAGAAAUUUAGGGUUUGGCUUUUUGAAAUUCUUCGUCAUUUUAUGGGCUUCUCUUCAAAAGGCAAACUGUCGCACAAAUUUGUUGAAUUUAGGUUGCUUCUAUACUUGUAAAGAGAAAUGGGUUGUCGUUUAUUUCUUCAAUUAUGAAACCAAAUUCUUCCCCGGUUGGGUUUGCUCGAACUUCUGUUGGCUAAUGCAUUUCAACUAUGAUUUUUCUUCUACUACUUUUUUUUCUCCGUAGUUUUUAUUUUUCUUAGUGUUAACAGUGUUUGCACGGAUACGAGAAUGUUGAUUUCACGAAGAAGGGUUUACAAACUUUUGUGUUAUUCAUCGACCGAGAAGUAUUCGAUGGUUCGUUUAAGUGAAUACCUCGUGUAAUUUCUGAAGUAAAAUGAGGAAACCUGGGGAUCUCAUGGCACUCUUGUCAUCUGCAGCUUGUGAAUGGUUCUUGAUAUUUUUGCUGUUUGUGGAUGCAGCAUUUUCAUAUUUACUUACAAAAUUUUCUAAUUAUUGUGAACUGAAAACACCGUGUUUGUUAUGCUCGAGGCCAGAUAUUGUCGUCAGGGAUAAGAAACCUAGAGGGUACCAAAGUGUAUUAUGCAGUGACCACAUAGAAGAGAUUUCAUAUUUAGUAUCUUGUUCUGUUCACAAUAAACUUGCUGAUGUUAAUGGGAUGUGUGAAGAAUGUCUAGUGCCAAUUGCCAUGAAGAACAAAUCCAAUUCUGAAUCGUAUAGGUUAUUGGUGGGUAAACUAUUGGUGGAUGUUGAGAGAGCUGUUCUCCAGAAUUUAAUCUUGAAUAAGAAUAUUCGACUUGUUUCUUUGGGUCGAAGGACUUGUUCAUGUUGUAACAAGACGUGGAAAGCAAAAUCGAAUGCUGAAAGAUUACACGAACUAACUUCAGUUGGGUUUGGGGCAUCAAAAGCUAAUGUCAAGCCCCCUCUGCCUCGUGUUCCGGGUCAUAGCCGAUUCUGCCGUCGGGAUAGCUUCAAGAGAUUAAGAGAUAGAUUUGCGGGACAAGUAAAAAAUCAGCCUGUCGGGAGCAAGAGUGUUGACUCGCUGUCUCAUGUAGGGUAUACAAAGUUGAAUAUUAAAUCUGAUUCUGAUUCGGAGGUCCCUCUCUCUGAUGAUGACAAUGAAGGAAAAUCUGGACUUCGUGGGAGAAAUGAUAAUAUAGAGAAUUAUGUACCUAAAACACCAAAUGAAAAUUUGUUAACAGAAAAGCAGGCAUAUCGAGCUUCUGAAACGAUAACUUCACUUCUCGAUCAAUCAAUUCUGCAUGAUGUAAGUGAGCUCAAGAAUAAGAUAUCUGUGACAUCAGAUGAGCUUAAGUGGGCCCAUUCUCAUUCAAAGCCUAAUUUAUCUCAAAUGGCAGAGCUGAUAUCAUCAGGUGAUGGAUUCCAACCACCAGCUGUUGGAGGAGUUCCUUUUGAUGCAUCAGUAGAGACUAGUAAAUGCAAUGCUUCUCUCUCUGAUAUGCCUACCUGCUCCAUACUAUCUGAGCUUCUUUCAUUGAACAAUGUUCCUUCCUCAACCCAUAUUGAAACAAAACAACCAAACACGGCAGAUGUUGCGGGAACCAGUGACAAAGAAAAUGCAUCUGCAGCUAGACAUAUAGCAGCUGAAAUAGAAAGCUCCUCAGAGCAUGUUUUCGUACCAGUGUCUAAUGACAGUAAUCUUACCGAUGCAUCAUCUCCAAAUAAUGAAGGUACGGAGCCAAUUGUUAUCAGCCAUUCUGCUAAAAUUGAAGAAGAUACUGAGUCUCUGCAACAGGUUUCUAGUUCUAACAUGGGUCUAACAUCAAAAACUACAAGUCUGGCAGCUCAUAGUCAACUCGGUGCACUUACAAAAUGUGAAGAAUCUACUCCUCAUGCUCUUCCGGUUUCACCCUUGCUGGAGAGACAUGAUUCUGGCUGCGAAUCAUUGGAUGGAAACAGUGUAGGUGAAAUUGAAGGUGAAAGUGUUGUUGAUCACCUAAAACGACAGGUUGAGUGUGAUAGGAGUUGUAUGAGUGCUUUAUAUAAGGAGUUAGAGGAAGAAAGAAAUUCAGCUGCCAUUGCUGCAAAUCAGGCAAUGGCUAUGAUUACAAGAUUGCAAGAGGAAAAGUCUGCACUUCAUAUGGAAGCCUUGCAAUACUUAAGAAUGAUGGAGGAACAAGCAGAGCAUGAUAUGGAAGCACUGGAGAAGGCUAAUGAACUCCUAGCUGAAAAGGAGAAGGAAGUGCAAGAUUUGGAAGCGGAGUUAGAGUUUUGCACAAGUAAUUUUCGAAGCGAAUCAAUGGCUGAGAAUCUGAUUAAAUUGGAGAACGAAAACUUCAUAGUUGAGAACCAUGCCGAGAAUAGUCCUGCUGGUCCUAGUAAUACAAAAUCUAUUAAAAUUUUAGAAGGUAACAGAAAAACUGAACUUGUGAAUAAUUCAAUAUUAAACUUCGAGGAUGAAAAACUAUACCUUUCGGAAUGUUUGAAGAAGUUGGAAGAAAAGCUUCAUCAAGCUGCCUAUGAUGGGAUAUCAAAUUACAUGCCGAAUGUUGUACACUCCGAAAAAAAUACAAAUGAAGUUGAUGAUGCAGAAAACUUAUCAAUGAACGGAGAGACUCAGGUAGAUGAACAUAAUGAGAAUAAUGGUUUGCCGCUGCAAAAAGAAGUAUCAGGAUCAAAUGGAAGUCCGGCACAGGACCUGCCUACUGAUUUGGUCGAGGAUAAUCAUUUUGUUUCUAAAAGUAGUGAAUCUAGUGAUAGUGAUAUUAUGGAUAGUGAUAGAUGUAAAUUGUCCGUGAAUAGAGGUCCAAUAAACUUGGCUACAUUUGAGAAAGGAAUGGCAGACCUUCGUCACCGAUUGGAAGCACUUGAGACCGACCGUGAUUUCCUCAACCAUGCUUUUAAUACGCUCAGAAAUGGAAAGGAUGGAUUGCAGUUUAUUCACGAAAUAGCUAAUCAGCUACAAGAAUUACGAAAAAUUGAGUUCAAGAAGAGAUGCAUAUCAAUCCCUUGAGAUCGUGCGUUUCCCAAUUGACACAUGACCAGAAGAAGAGCUGAACCAAGAACCUUGAGCAAGCUUCAUAAUCUGAUAUACAGUGUUUAAAGACAGACAAUGUGACAGAUGUAUCUUAUGAGUCUUCCUGAAGUUCGCAGAUUCAUGAUAAAGAUUUGCAGAUAAGUACCCGUUUAGUUUUCUCAGAUGAGGAAGGUACGCCGGAGGAAUGGGUUACAUAUUCAUCCUUCAUUUUCUUGUAGAGUUUUUACCCUUCUUUCAAAUGAUUAUGACACUAGAUUGGGUUUUGUUCUCUAGUUGUUUUUGACCAAAAACUAUAUCAUUUUUCUUGUACUCUGCUUUUGUUACAGUUCCCUAUUCUGAGCUUCUAAUUUGAGAGCUUUAUUCAAUUCUAUUAUGUUGCUUUAAGGUUGGUCAUAGUAAGCGAGUC